Molecule: messenger RNA, 1397 nt
Organism: Ailuropoda melanoleuca (giant panda)
Lineage: Eukaryota; Metazoa; Chordata; Mammalia; Carnivora; Ursidae
Gene: TMEM187
Product: transmembrane protein 187
Exons: 2
Coding region: 580-1380 (266 amino acids)
Cellular component (GO): transport vesicle
Source: RefSeq, a predicted model, not a curated record
GCCCCGCCUCCGGGAGCCGGCGCCCGCCCGCGCCCCAACGAGAGGAGCCGGGCCGCGCGCCCGGGGCCGCUCCCCGUCCUCCGCCCCGUCGGCCGCAGGGCGGGCAGCCAGGCCGGCGGUACCCGAGCCGAGCGGGAGGGUGCGAAAGAGCUCCGCGUCGCCUCGCGUCACCCCGCCCGCCUGCUUCCCAGAGACCCGCGCCCCGCCCCUACGCGCAGGCGCAGGACCGCUUUUCGGGUCCGCCCUUUUCCGAGAUUUGAAUUUCCCCCAGCGAAUAUAGAGAGGCGAGUACCCGGAUGGUGAUCGCUGGCCUUUUCGCGCCAACACUGUAAGUUCUCGCAGCAACCUUGAGAGAGGAAAGAGGCAGAACGCUCUUCCACUCCUGCCAGCCAGUCAGCAGGACCACUGCCUUUCUCUGGCCUGCGUCCACCACUCUGGGGCAAGGCCGCAGCAUCUGCGUCAGAAACCACAGGGACUUCUUCCUGCUGAAGAAGCUGGUUCAGCUGGGAGGCCAAGGCACAUUUAUCGGACUUCUGAACUGACAGUGGAGGCCGUCCCGAGUCAUACCUGGGGCUGCACAUGGAGCCUGAGUCCAGGCAGGCCCUUCUCCACGUGGCCGUGGCUGGCUGCUUCUGCACGGCCAUAGUCUACACGGGGGUGUUCGAUGGCGUCUUCGUCCAAGUGGGCUAUGAACACUAUGCCGAACCCCCCGUAGCCAGCCUCCCUGCCUUCCUGGCCAUGCCCUUCAAUUCACUCAUUAACUUGGCCUACGUCCUCCUGGGGGUGUACUGGCUACAGAGAAAUGGCAGGGCCCCAGGGCGCCCCAUGGAGGCGCUGAGGGCUCGUUACCUGAAGGAUGUCUUCGCCAGCAUGGCCCUGGUCUACGGCCCAGUUCAGUGGCUGCGGAUAGCGACGCAGACGCGCCCCGCUGCCGUGCUUGACCAGUGGCUCACCUUGCCCAUCUUUGCAUGGCCGGUAGCCUGGUGCCUCUCCCUAGACAGGGGUUGGGAGCCCUGGUUGUUCCUUGCCAUCGAGUGUCUCUCUCUGGGCAGCUACGGCCUCGCCCUGCUGCACCCCCGUGGGUUUGAGGUCGCGCUGGGCGCCCACAUUGCGGCCGCCUUGGGCCAGGCCCUGUGUGCUCACAGGCGCUAUGGCACUGCCUCCUCGGGCAUCUGCUUGGCUCUGGGCGCGCUCUCCUGCUUGGGCUUCGUGGUCCUCAAGCUGUGCGACCAUCAGCUCGCGCGGUGGCGUCUCUUCCAGCGGCUCACGGGCCACUUCUGGUCCAAAGUCUGUGAUGUGCUCCAGUUCCACUGUGCAUUCUUGUUUCUGACGAAUUUAAACACUUGCCAAAGACUUUCUCCUGAGGGGAAGGUACAUUAAAGUGUGGAGAGAAAAAA